CAAUAGUUGGUGCUGGUGAGGCAGAUGGAUCCAGACAGAGAGGAAGAUGUGUUUUCAGACGCUGAGGACUCCUUCCCUCUGAGAGAAGACCAGGAAGAAGAGGACGGAGAGGAAGAGGAAGAAGAAGAUGAAGAAGAAGAUGCCAGGAUCUUCAACACCUGGAUGCAGCAGUACAGAGGAGGGGAACACCAGAAGAAGCAGGUGCAGGAAGAGAAGGAGGAGAAUGAGGAGGAUGGGGAGUCAGAGGGAGGAAGACCUGAAAGCAGGUGCAGCUUUGAGCCGCCGGUCCAGAUGAGGGUUGACCGCCGCCCCUCUUUGCCCUGUCCGGCCACCCUCUCGUCCAUGCAGUUGUCUCGCCUUCACUCCUCCACAUGUGCUCCAGUAACAGCCAGGGUUUUGCUGCGACGCUCCUCCUCCCGCCGCCUCCUUCCCACCCCACAGGAAGCUGCCGUCCCCCCGCUGGAGCGAAGACCCUCGCUCAUACCCACCAUUCCCGAAGCUGUGCCUCCUGAGAGGCGGGGCCAGUUCAGAAGACGGAACGUCAUGUCACUGAGCGAUGCGUACAGCAUGUGUCUGAUCUGUCAUAAUGACUUAAGCCAAGGAUCAGGAGGGACCAGAGAACUGCAGUGUACACACACCUUCCACAAAGAGUGUAUAGAGGAGUGGCUGUGGAGGAAGCAGUCCUGUCCAACCUGCCACGUCCAGGUGUGCAUACCUCAGCCUCUCUAUUGGAGCUCCACCAGGGUCAAGGUCCCYUGAGGCCUUCCUGAGACUGGACURUCUUCAAACAGGUCCUCUGACUUCAUCACUGAUAUCUGCUACCCAUCCUCUGAAAGAAGCACUUGGUUGCAGCUCAGCUCUGACGACAGAAUUCUUCCAGGUGAAAGUUUUUCUACUGCUACAGGUCUCUGAGAGCGAUCCAUGUCUGUCUCCUCAUGCUCUGUUUAUUGGGCUGGAUAAGUUUUUAACUGCAAGACCAACAAGUUCUCUACAGUUCAGCCGCCUGCCUUCAUAGCACAGCAACACCACUGGACCCCAUCGCCCUGAUUUUACACCAGAAAUCCUUGACAAGUGUUAUCACUGGUUUUUAAGAGUGUUACAGUGGAGAACCCUACAGAUUAUUAAAUGAAUCAUACCUACUAUGAGUUGAUGGUCAAACCAGCUUCUUCCAGUGAUUCCCAUUGGCCGAGGCUGGACGAUUCUUCUCCGGUUGAAGAUAUACUCAGGACUAAAAAACGUUUAAAACCUUCUUGAAACAGGCUAUGUUUCCCUGGCCAAGUAUUUAAAGGACUUUUUCUUUAUUGAGACAGUAUAUUUAUUUACCAAUUAAUUUUGUACACUGUUUUCUUCUACAAUGGCUAGAUUCGCUUGUCUGUUCAGCAUUUUGAGCUUGUUUUUAAAUGUUCUCAAAAGCUUGAUAUUUUUAUUAAAUAAAACUGCAGCUAUGGUUGGGAAACACUAGUGAAUAAUGUUGAGGCURAAUUACAACAACUGUAACCUCAUUAUAAUGUUUUAUUUUGUUUUGUUUUGUUUUGUUUAAAGAUUUAUCAAUGUUAUAAUGUUUUUUUUUUUUUUUGGACUGAUUACAUAUAAACAUAGGUGCCGGCUGCAUUUUGCUUUAACAUUGUACAAAAACMUCCAAGGAUGUAAAGUGGUGCUUUUACUUUAAUAAAUAAAUAGCUAUUUUAGUUUUA
This is a messenger RNA of Poecilia reticulata (guppy), 1694 nucleotides long. RefSeq lists its product as uncharacterized. The record is from RefSeq and is a predicted model, not a curated record. Lineage: Eukaryota; Metazoa; Chordata; Actinopteri; Cyprinodontiformes; Poeciliidae. Gene Ontology annotation, cellular component: cytoplasm. Gene Ontology annotation, molecular function: ubiquitin protein ligase activity. Gene Ontology annotation, biological process: ubiquitin-dependent protein catabolic process.